This is a messenger RNA of Ceratitis capitata (Mediterranean fruit fly), 3101 nucleotides long. RefSeq names its product LIM domain-containing protein jub (gene jub). Gene Ontology annotation, biological process: negative regulation of hippo signaling; response to hypoxia; positive regulation of miRNA-mediated gene silencing. Gene Ontology annotation, molecular function: transcription corepressor activity. Lineage: Eukaryota; Metazoa; Arthropoda; Insecta; Diptera; Tephritidae. The transcript has 10 exons. Bases 363 to 2585 code for a protein of 740 amino acids. The record is from RefSeq and is a predicted model, not a curated record. Gene Ontology annotation, cellular component: nucleus; transcription regulator complex; P-body.
GCCAUUUCGUUUUUUGUCAUCGGACAUUCGUUAGAGUUGCCAGACUGUGGAAUUAAAAAUUAAAGAAACAAUUUGUAUGCGCGGUUAUUCGCUAUAAAAGUAGCAGAAGCAUUCAACCAGCGAAAAAAUAUCAAAUACGGCAAGCAAUUCCUAUUGGUUGUUUGUUGGGGCGUUACGACCGCAUCAACUUUAUUUUCAUGCAAACAACCAACGUGAGCUUUGUUCAAUUAAGCGUUUUGCUGUCCUAUUGAGUGCUGGCACCAUAGCUAUUCAUGAUGAACAGAAUUUCUCGCAGGUGUUAUCAAGUUCAUUACAUUGGCGAGUCACAUCACAACAGUAUAACGCAUUCUGGAAUUUAAUCAAUGGCUGGUCAACAACGCCGCAAUGAAAAUCUUAGUGAAGCUAUGCAACGCCUACAAAUGGGGGAGGGUGAUAAAAGUGGGCUAAGUUCACCCAAAUACACCGGAGUAUCGAAUUUUAUACGCCAGCAUGUUGGUAAUAAUGCCCCGAUUCACCAACAACAAUCUGCAGAGGAGUAUAAAUUGUACGAACGAACAAACAUAAUCGCAUCUUCUAAAUAUGCCACACCCCGUCCAAUUGAACAGUUGGCAGCUGAAUCAAACACAAAUAGUUUGCAAUUUUCACAACCAACGUCUAAUGGGACAGUACCGAUUAAUUCUAAUAGCAGUCCAAAUUACAUAGGUCGCAGUGAAAUGUAUGAAAGAAAGUUAUCAGCAAAACAAUCGCCUGUUUAUGAAAAUCUCGAAUUUUGCGGAGGUGGUAUUGGUGGUAUACCAUCAGAUGUAUUUUUCGAAUCAACAAACAAACGUGCACAACCCCAAAGCCCUACUGCUAAUCCAUCACGUGGUCAAUAUAUGAUUAUGCAUGCUAGUACUAGUAGUGGACGUUUUGCUCAUACACCAAUACCAGAUUCCCAUACGGAUGCAACGCCUAUAUAUGAGAAUAUUAUACCGCACUCCGGACAACGUGCACAACCGCAAGCUUCACCAGCUACUGCUACAAUAUAUCAACACGUAGAGAUUUCACCACAAUUAAGUGGUGCUGGAGGUGCAGGAACUCCGCUCGCGCCACAUCAUAUACGUGAGAAUUCUGGUCUAGAUAUGUCAGCGGUGUUGGCUUCGCCGAUGCAUCGCCGUAGCACAUCUAAUUCUUCAUUGAAAACGGCAGCGUCUAAUAGCACUGCGGCUGCUACUGGCGGUGGUAGUGGUCUAUCUUCGCCAACACAGCGCUAUCGCAAUCUUUCCUUGCCCAGUCACACAAAUAAUUUACUAACGUCGCCAGCAAAAUCCCUUGCCUCUAGUACAAGCAGCAACGAUUACAAGCUGCUACAGCACACUCCAAUCAAGAAUACUCAUCACAUUGCCCCACAUCAUCCUAUUAUUAAUGUUUCGGUUAAUCCAAAUUACAUUGAGGAAAUCAAUAGUUCAGAUUAUGUUUGUAUGACAGCCAAUUUGCAUCGGCAGCCAGCUAGAAGCCCCACAGGAGGACUGCAAUCACUGCGAACGAAUACUACAGCGCUGGCUUCGAGUAGUAGUGGUUACCGUAAGAUGUGUAACGAGUCACCAGUAUAUAUAGGUAGCAGCAGUAUCGGUGGUGUUAGUGAUUUAGAGCAAUCCUCUACACCGACUGGUACGCGAAAAAUUUCCCCUAUGAGCGAAAGGAAGUACACACAAUCACCACUUGCUAUACCGCAGCGAUCAAUGCCAUCCGGCGGUGGUGGCGGCAGUAUGGCAGCCUCAUCUAUAUCACCAACACCAUCGCAAAAUAGCACAGGUCUUUCAAAGAAUUUACUACCAUACAGCGUGACUCCACCACGCCCUACUGGUCCCACCGAAGCGCAACGCAAAAUUGAGGAACUCACAAGGCAGUUGGAAGAAGAAAUUGAACAAAGCGAGGAACAGGGCGAAUAUUUUGGUAUUUGUCAUACGUGUGGCGAUAAAGUUAAAGGUGCAGGUCAGGCUUGUCAGGCUAUGGGCAAUUUAUAUCAUACAAAUUGCUUUAUUUGUUGCUCAUGCGGGCGUGCGUUACGCGGAAAAGCUUUCUAUAAUGUACAUGGACGCGUAUACUGUGAGGAAGAUUACAUGUACUCGGGUUUCCAGCAAACAGCCGAAAAAUGUGCAAUCUGUGGGCAUUUAAUAAUGGAAAUGAUACUACAAGCUAUGGGCAAGUCCUAUCAUCCUGGCUGCUUCCGUUGUUGCAUUUGUAAUGAAUGUUUAGAUGGCGUGCCCUUCACGGUGGAUGUCGAUCAUAAAAUUUACUGUGUAAAUGACUAUCAUCGGAUGUUUGCACCAAAAUGUGCUAGCUGUGGCAAAGGUAUCACACCUGUGGAAGGCACAGAUGAGACGGUGCGUGUAGUAUCUAUGGAUAAGGACUUUCAUGUCGACUGUUAUAUAUGUGAAGAAUGUGGUAUGCAGCUAACGGAUGAGCCCGACAAACGUUGCUAUCCAUUAGAUGGCCGCCUACUAUGUCGCUCAUGUCACUUGCAGCGAUUGGCCAUGCAACAGUCUUCGCCUCAUCUGCGACAUCAAGAGCCGGUAUGCGCCUCAUAUCAGUAUAUGGGUUGAGGGUAGUAAAUGAGCUCUUCACAAGUCCAGAAUAAACAAGAUUUACUUAUUAUAAUUGUAUGCAUUCCUAAAUAUUACUAUACGUGAAGGACGCAAAGAUCAAAAACUAGUAUUUAAGAUAUAAUAUUUAACGCACAAUUUUGACGAUAAAUUUAUAAAAACAUAAUACGUUGCAUUUAUUGCUUCUAAAUUUUAAAACAUAAUGUUUAUGAAGAUGAAAGACAAAAUACACUUUCGCACAAAAUCAGGACUCAAGUAGGUCUGACUCAAACAGCUAAUUUACAGUUUUGUAUAAUCCUAAUGGAGACAUACCAUACAUACUUAUAUAUACAUAUGUAUCUUAUGUGUACUCUUUACAUACGUACGUCAUAUGUACUUGAAAUACAUAUUUGUGGAAUUUUUGUAAUAAAAGGUUUUGGAUGUGCUUUGCAAUGCUCACGCAAUUGCAUUUACAUACAUACAUACAUAUAUACAUACCUACUUGUAUGCAUUAAAAAAUAUUUAAUAAAAAAAGCA